This is a messenger RNA of Penaeus vannamei (Pacific white shrimp), 3012 nucleotides long. The record is from RefSeq and is a predicted model, not a curated record. Lineage: Eukaryota; Metazoa; Arthropoda; Malacostraca; Decapoda; Penaeidae.
GCUCCUGUUCAUGAAAUGAAAAUCUUGGUGGCCAGAGCAGAGAGCAACUUUGAAGAACAGUCAGAAGUAAUUGCUGAGUCUACAAAUAAAGUUCUUGAAGAUGUUGGUACUCCAGGGGAGGAGAUUCACCUGAAAGUUGUGGUUGCAAAUGAAGUAGGAGAAACGGAGAGCAGAGAAGAGAUUGUGACCCUUCUUACUGAAGAACCCAAGUUCACCCCCAAUGCAUCACCAAGGGGAACCACUGUGGAUUCCCUCACGGUAGGAUGGAGCCAGCCUGAUGAAGAGAUGAAGGAGUUCGUUGGUUACUACCUUCUAUCACUGACAGACCCCAACACAGGAGAUGCUCAGCAGGCCAUGAAGCCAGCUCCAGCCUCAGAUCACAUGUUUACAGGGUUAAAGCCAGCAACUCAGUACCAAUUCAUGGUGAAAGCAUGCAUGGAUGUCUUUGCUGAUGAAAAGCGUGAUUGUGGAAAUUUCUCAGCUCCUGUGUUUGGAAUGACCCUCAAUGGUGUGCCAGACAGGAUUUCUGAUCUUCUGUUAGAAUGUGAGCAUAGUGUAAAUAAGGUCCCCAGCACCAUCAAAAUUCUCUGGCAACCACCAAAGAAUCCCAAUGGCGUGAUUGACCAUUAUAAAAUAGAAAUUGUGGAGAAAAGCAUCUUACACAUCAAUGGGGAUGGCCAGAGAAGAUAUUAUAAUAAUGACUAUAGACAGAAUGUUGCUGGGUCACUCAGGAAUUACACUUUCUACAAUGCUCUCCAAACACAAACUAUACCAUCAAGCUAUAGUUUAUGCUGGCUCAAGACAUCGCUACAGUUCUUCCAUGAAUGCUGUGUGUUCAAUGCUGUUUGGGUACCAACACCUGAAAGAAUAAGUUGGUGGAAAUAUCCUCAUGAUGGACGAACUGUUCUUAGACUUCCAGUUCCAAGGGCAUCAGAGCGGAAUGGAACCAUCUGCUGUCACAGGAUUGUUAUUGUGAAAUUGUCAAAGGGAGAAACGAUCCACUCUAUAGCGGAGCCCAAAGACUUGCCUCUCAGCACCUAUGAUGAGGUGCACCGGUCACCUUCAGCAUCUGGAGCCUAUGUUGCUGAAGCCUUUUCCAGGUGGUCUGUGAAGGACAAGUACCUGCUCUUGGGAGAUGGAAAGGUUGUAGGAAAUUGGUCUGAGGGAUGUGCGGCUUGCUUGGGGGAGAUGAUGCCUAUGGGUGAAGCAGCAGCAUCCACCAGCAAUGAGAGCCGCAUCAAAAGGGCCAUGACGAGGGGAAACAGGCGGUCCCUCCUGUCACUGCAAGUCCUGCCGCCAGUUGUAGAUGGUAUACUUCACAGGAAUCUAACUACACAGGCUUUCGUGAAAGACAUUCCAUACAGUAAUGACCAACCAACACACAUAUCUCAGAUGCAGAUUAUAUAUGUGGCUGCUGGUCUUUUCACUUUCCUUCUCCUGUUAACAAUUGGAUUAUGUAGUCUUCUAUGUUUCUAUCGUAGAAGGAAUAAGCAUUUGGAAGAGGAAGAAGUCACAGAGAGUCUGUCUGGAUCUCUUGGGCGAAUCUUCCGAUCUCUAAGAAGAUCUCACACCCUCAUGUCUCAGCCAGCUGUAGAUGUAAAGCCAGUUCCACGAGAGGAACUUGUGCCUCAGUAUGUUGAGAAACUAAAAGACUCGGAACUAGGAUUUAGAAGAGAAUAUGAGGCACUGCCAGAGAAGUUCUACGAUCGUACAAGUCGGGCUUCAGAUCUCAUUGAGAAUGCCCCAAAGAACCGCUAUCCUGAUAUCAAGGCUUAUGAUCAGACACGUGUCAAGCUGUCACAAAUUAAUGGUGCUGUUGGGACCGAUUACAUUAAUGCAAAUUAUGUUUUGGGCUACAAGGAACGGAAGAAGUUCAUCUGUGCUCAGGGACCAAUGGAUACAACUGUGGACGACUUCUGGAGAAUGAUUGUAGAGCAGCGCUGUGGUGUUUGCGUGAUGCUUACUAAUUUAGAGGAGACUGGCAAGAUCAAGUGUGUCAAGUAUUGGCCUGAAGCAGGACAAAUUAAGACCUUUGGAAAUAUUACAGUGCAUCUCAUCAAGGAAAAAGCAUAUUCAGAUUACAUGGUUCGGACUCUGAGGCAAUGGGGUGAGCCAGAUGACCCCCAAACACAUGAGGUUCUCCAGUACCACUACCUGCUCUGGAAAGACUUUAUUGCUCCUGAACACCCUACUGGAGUACUCUCCUUCCUGCGGCGUAUAAAUGAGGCCUAUUCACAUGACCAAGGGCCGCUCUUGGUUCCAUGCAGUGCUGGAGUAGGGCGAACAGGAACUUUAGUGGCUUUAGACUCUCUGGUGAUGGAGCUGGAUGAAGAAGGUCAGGCCUCAAUCUUCAACUUCAUUUGUGAUUUGCGGCAUCAGAGAAACUUCCUCGUACAGUCCCUUAAACAGUAUGUGUUCAUCCACCGUGCACUAAUGGAGUACAGCCAGUUUGGAAACACUGAGCUUACCAUAUCUCAGCUGAAAGAAGUUUACAGCAACCACACACACCAUGACAGUUUAGAUGAUUCGUCGCCCCUUGAGAAGGAAUUUGAGUAUGUUCUCUUUUUCACAGCGGCUGGUAAGGUAGUAGAAGAUAGAAAAGCUUUUGCUAUUGCAACAAGUGAAGAGAAUAAACCCAAGAAUAGGUAUGACUUCUUGCUGCCAUAUGAUAACAAUCGUGUUAUCCUUGCACCACUGCCUACCAAACCAUCAUCUACUUACAUCAAUGCCUCCUUUGUUACGGGUUAUGAUCUGGCUGAGUCAUUUAUAGUCACUCAAGACCCAAUGGAGAACACAAUUGCAGACUUCUGGAGAAUGGUGUUUGACCAAGAAGUUACAACCAUUGUCAUGCUGUCUGAGCUGGGCAGUGGAGAAGGAUGCUGUAACAAAUAUUGGCCAGAUGAUGAAGAGCAAUAUGAACAUAUCUCAGUGAAGCUUGUUUCGAGUGAAAGCUAUCCUAAAUACUCCAGCAGAUCAUUCCUGCUUACAAACACAAAGUUGGUAUUUUCAUAG